This is a messenger RNA of Glarea lozoyensis ATCC 20868, 978 nucleotides long. Its product is annotated as Cytochrome c. NCBI's taxonomy places the organism in Eukaryota, Fungi, Ascomycota, Leotiomycetes, Helotiales, Helotiaceae. Gene Ontology annotation, molecular function: heme binding; electron transfer activity. The transcript is spliced from 4 exons. Gene Ontology annotation, biological process: mitochondrial electron transport, ubiquinol to cytochrome c. The record is from RefSeq and is a predicted model, not a curated record. Bases 1 to 978 code for a protein of 325 amino acids.
AUGUUGUCUAGAUCAUAUUUGCGCUCGAUGCGCUCGGUCGGAGCUGCGCGGAACGCGGCCGUUAACACAUCAAAGCGUGCUGCUUCUUCGAGCUCGUCGACCGCAAAUGCCGCUUCCCCUUUCGCUUUGAACCUUGCUGGUACCACUGCUACUGCCGUAGCUGUCGGAACAAUGGCUUGGUAUUAUCAUCUAUAUGGUCCUGAGCUACACGCAAUGACACUUGCUGAAGAAGGUCUCCACGCCACAAAAUACCCAUGGGUUCACGAGAAAUACUUAAAGACAUUCGAUCACCAAGCUCUUCGUCGAGGUUUCCAGGUUUACCAAGAAGUUUGCGCUUCAUGCCACUCCCUUAGCCGAAUUCCAUAUCGAUCCUUGGUCGGUGUCACCCACACGGUCGAUGAGGCAAAGGCGAUGGCCGAAGAAAAUGAAUACGAUUCCGAGCCAAAUGACGAGGGUGAAAUCGAGAAACGACCAGGAAAGCUUUCCGAUUAUCUCCCAAGUCCAUACAAGAACGAUGAGGCUGCACGUGCUGCCAACAAUGGUGCUUUGCCACCAGAUCUUUCUUUGAUGGUCAAGGCUCGUCACGGUGGAUGCAAUUAUAUCUUCAGUUUGUUGACUGGUUACCCCGAGGAGCCACCAGCUGGUGCCACCGUUCAAGAAGGACUCAACUUCAACCCAUAUUUCCCCGGUACUGGAAUCGCCAUGGCCCGUGUUUUGUACAACGAAUUGGUCGAAUACGAGGAUGGUACUCCAGCUUCAACCUCCCAGAUGGCCAAGGAUGUUGUUGAAUUCUUGAACUGGGCGGCAGAGCCAGAGAUGGACCAGAGAAAGAAGAUGGGAAUGAAGGUUCUUGCCAUUACAUCCGCCCUUUUCGCAUUGAGUGUCUGGGUCAAGAGAUACAAGUGGUCCGCAAUCAAGACAAGAAAGAUCCAGUACACUGCACCACAGAUGGGAGGACGAAAUGCCCCAAAGCAUUAA